UGGUUCUAGGAGAGGCCCCGGCUCGCCGAGGGAGACUCGAGCUGGUCGGGAGGGCACGGCCUGUCGGGCCCCAGGGUCCCGAGGGGGAGGGGCGCCUGGGGGUGCAGGAAGCAAAUUGGCUGCCCGGGGUGCAGGAGGGACAGGUGGUGCGGGCUGUCCAGGAAACAUUCCUAGACGAGAAGGGGUCCCAGGAGGGAGAGAGACCCCUUGAGGGGCACAGGAUCCGGAGGCGCCGGCGGCGGAGGAGGUGGUAACCCCACAGGCUGGCAGCCCAGCACCAGGAUCCCUCCAGGGCUGAAGCGAACGCAAGAUGUUGGGGUUUGGAGAGUGGGGAGCAGAAGAGCACUGACAGCGGCUGUGUCCUGCUGGAUCCUCUUCUGCCACCCCAGCCUGGACAUAAUCGAAGCUGUGUCUGCAGAAAGACAGCAGAAGGGGAGGAAGGAAGCGGUGCCGUUUUCAACAGCGAAGCGAGACUUCCCCCAGUGCUGUAUAUGCCAACUAGAGUGAUGGGGCAUUUCCUUAGAGUCUAGACUGGAGCCUCCUCCCCAGACCAGUGUGACGUCAGACCUGGGCUGACCUGAAGGUGUGGGGUUGCCUGCAGUUCUCUCUGGGAGGAGGUCUUGAGGGGAACCAGUCUGGCCUUGGUCCAGAAGCUUGGGUCCUGCUCACAAAGGAGGCUGGGGAGCAGCAGUAUGCAGCCGGAGGAAGGCACAGGCUGGCUGCUGGAGCUGCUCUCUGAGGUGCAGUUGCAGCAGUACUUCCUACGGCUCCGAGACGACCUCAAUGUUACCCGCCUGUCCCACUUUGAGUAUGUCAAGAAUGAAGACCUGGAGAAGAUUGGCAUGGGCCGGCCUGGCCAGCGGCGGCUGUGGGAGGCUGUGAAGAGGAGAAAGGCCAUGUGCAAGCGGAAGUCCUGGAUGAGCAAGGUGUUCAGUGGAAAGCGGCUGGAGGUUGAGUUCCCCCCCCAUCACUCUCAGAGCACCUUCCGGAAGACCUCGCCCACCCCUGGUGGCCCAGCAGGGGAAGGGCCCCUGCAGAGCCUCACCUGCCUCAUUGGGGAAAAGGACCUACAUCUCUUUGAGAAGCUCGGAGAUGGCUCCUUUGGCGUGGUGCGCAGGGGCGAGUGGGAUGCCCCCUCGGGGAAAACGGUGAACGUGGCUGUGAAGUGCCUGAAGCCAGAUGUGCUGAGCCAGCCGGAGGCCAUGGACGACUUCAUCCGGGAGGUCAACGCCAUGCACUCGCUUGACCACCGGAACCUCAUUCGCCUCUACGGUGUGGUGCUCACGCCACCCAUGAAGAUGGUGACAGAGCUGGCGCCUUUGGGAUCGUUGUUGGACCGGCUUCGCAAGCACCAGGGCCACUUCCUUCUGGGUACUCUGAGCCGCUAUGCCGUGCAGGUGGCUGAGGGCAUGGGCUACCUGGAGUCCAAGCGCUUUAUUCAUCGUGACCUGGCUGCACGCAAUCUGCUGUUGGCCACCCGUGACCUGGUCAAGAUUGGGGACUUCGGGCUAAUGCGAGCACUACCCCAGAACGACGACCACUACGUUAUGCAGGAGCAUCGCAAGGUGCCCUUCGCCUGGUGUGCUCCUGAGAGCCUGAAGACACGCACCUUCUCCCAUGCCAGUGACACCUGGAUGUUUGGGGUGACACUGUGGGAGAUGUUCACCUACGGCCAGGAGCCCUGGAUUGGCCUUAAUGGCAGUCAGAUCCUGCAUAAGAUUGACAAGGAAGGGGAGCGUCUUCCCCGGCCCGAAGACUGCCCCCAGGACAUCUAUAAUGUCAUGGUACAGUGCUGGGCUCACAAACCAGAGGACAGACCCACCUUUGUGGCCCUGCGGGACUUCCUGCUGGAAGCCCAGCCCACCGACAUGCGGGCCCUUCAGGACUUUGAGGAACCAGAUAAGCUGCAUAUCCAGAUGAAUGAUGUCAUCACUGUCAUCGAAGGCAGGGCUGAAAAUUACUGGUGGCGUGGGCAGAACACACGGACGCUGUGUGUGGGGCCCUUUCCUCGAAAUGUGGUGACCUCUGUGGCUGGCCUGUCGGCCCAGGACAUCAGCCAGCCUCUGCAGAAUAGCUUCAUUCACACGGGGCACGGCGACAGUGACCCCCGCCACUGCUGGGGCUUCCCCGACAAGAUUGAUGAACUGUAUCUGGGAAAUCCCAUGGACCCUCCUGACCUGCUGAGCGUGGAACUGAGCACCUCCCGGCCCACCCAGCAUCUGGGAAGGGUGAAAAGGGAGCCUCCACCUCGCCCACCUCAACCUGCCAUCUUCACUCAGAAACCAACCUAUGACCCUGUGAGCGAGGACCAGGACCCCCUAUCCAGUGACUUCAAGAAGCUGGGCCUGAGGAAGCCAAGCCUGCCCCGUGGGUUGUGGCUGGCGAAGCCCUCGGCCCGGGUGUCCUGCACCAAGGCAGGCCGUGGUGGCAGUGGCAGUGAGGUCACACUCAUCGACUUCAGUGAGGAGCCCGUGGUCCCCUCCUCACGGCCCUGCGCACCCUCGCUGGCGCAGUUGGCCAUGGACGCCUGCUCCUUGUUGGACAAGACCCCACCACAGAGCCCCACGAGGGCGCUGCCCCGGCCCCUGCACCCCACGCCUGUGGUGGACUGGGAUGCAUGCCCACUGCCACCACCUCCCGCCUACGACGAUGUGGCCCAAGAUGAGGAUGACUUUGAGGUCUGCUCCAUCAACAGCUCCCUAGUGGGCGCAGGGGUCUCUCCUGGGCCCAGCCAGGGUGAGACCAAUUACGCCUUUGUGCCUGAGCAGGCGCGGCUCCUCCCUCCCCUGGAGGACAACUUGUUCCUCCCGCCCCAGGGUGGGAGCAAGCCCCCCAGCUCAGCCCAGACUGCAGAGAUCUUCCAGGCGCUGCAGCAAGAGUGCAUGCGGCAGCUGCAGGUCCCAGCUGGCUCACUGGCACCCUCGCCCAGUCCAGUGGGUGAUGACAAGCCCCAGGUGCCCCCUAGGGUGCCCAUUCCCCCAAGGCCCACACGCCCACGUGGUGAGCUGUCUCCGGUCCUCUCAGGCGAGGAAGAGAUGGGGCGGUGGCCUAGACCUGCCUCCCCUCCCAGGGUGCCUCCCCGGGAACCCCUGUCCCCUCAAGGGUCAAGGACCCCCAGCCCCCUGGUGCCACGUGGUAGCUCCCCGCUGCUACCCCGGCUCUCAAGUUCACCUGGGAAGACCAUGCCCACCACCCAGAGCUUUGCCUCAGACCCCAAGUAUGCCACACCACAGGUGAUCCAGGCACCUGGCCCACGGGCUGGUCCCUGCAUCCUGCCCAUCGUCCGAGAUGGCAAGAAGGUCAGCAGCACCCACUACUACCUGCUGCCUGAGCGCCCACCCUACCUGGACCGGUACCAGCGCUUCCUGAGGGAGGCACAGAACUCCGAAGAGCCGGCCCCCCUGCCUGUGCCCCUGCUGCCCCCACCCAGCACCCCAGCCCCUGCCGCCCCCACUGCCACUGUUCGACCCAUGCCCCAGGCUGCCCCAGACCCCAAGGCCAACUUCUCCACCAACAACAGCAACCCAGGGGUCCGGCCACCAUCUUUGAGGGCCGCUGCUCGGCUGUCACAGAGGGGCUGCCCUGGGGUCAGGCCAGAGGCUGGACGGCCAACAGAUAAGAUCCAGAUGCUGCAGGCCAUGGUGCAUGGGGUGACCACAGAGGAGUGCCAGGCGGCCCUGCAGAGCCACAGCUGGAACGUACAGAGGGCUGCCCAGUAUCUGAAGGUGGAGCAGCUCUUCGGGUUGGGGUUGCGGCCGAGAGGCGAGUGCCACAAAGUGCUGGAGAUGUUCGACUGGAACCUGGAGCAAGCCGGCUGCCACCUGUUGGGCUCCUGUGGCCCUGUCCACCACAAGCGCUGAGAUGUCUGGAGAGCCGGAGGUCUGCCCUGAAAGAAUCACUUGAGCCUCUCCAUCUGACCAGGUGGGAAGAUGCCCAUCCCAGGCCUGGAGGACCUGCCGCACCCGCCGUUCCUACUGGCAGAGCGAGGCCAAGGCAUCAGGAGGCCGGGAGCCCCGCCUUGCCUGUCCCUUCCUCACCCAGCACUGCCCCUGCAACUUCAGUUCGGCUCACAGUGCCCCAAGCCCGGGUGCAGGAAGUUGCCCCGAGAAGGCAGGCCUGGGGUGGCCUCAGCAGGCCCUGUGGCUGGCCUGCCUCUGGCUUCAUCCGCUCUGGUAGGGCCUGUGGCUGGAGUGUGCCCCCAAGUCCUUCUGACGGGAAAGCCAGGUUUGACCCUGGGCCAGGAGGAUGUGUUGGCUACACCACAAGGUGGACCAGCACAGGGCUGGCCCUUCUCCAGGGAGUCCCUGGCAGACAUUUGGGUGUCGGACAGAAUGUGACUUGUGGCCUCACCAUGGACACUGGUUUGGGACAUGGCUGGUCUUAAGAUCUUGUGCCUGGAAAUAGCCUGAGGUGGCUAAGGAAGCAGAGCGUUGGUGCCGGAUAGUUCUCUGGCUGGGACCAGGGCCCAAGGCCCCAGGGUUGGAGGGAGACCAGGGGGGUGGCUGCCCUGGAGAGAUCCUAGUGCUUCCUCUGACCCAGCUCUUCCCCUGUGCUGUUCCUUGUUUUCCCACCAGCCUCUGUCGCCAAAGUUGCUGCCCCAGCAAUGGAUAUUUGCUUCUUUCAGAGAAAUAAAAUUAGUUUCUAUUUUAUGUUA
This is a messenger RNA of Phyllostomus hastatus (greater spear-nosed bat), 4654 nucleotides long. It is a transcript of the gene TNK2, whose product is annotated as tyrosine kinase non receptor 2. The transcript is spliced from 18 exons. The coding region runs from base 693 to 3860 and encodes 1055 amino acids. Gene Ontology annotation, cellular component: extrinsic component of cytoplasmic side of plasma membrane. Lineage: Eukaryota; Metazoa; Chordata; Mammalia; Chiroptera; Phyllostomidae. Gene Ontology annotation, biological process: regulation of keratinocyte differentiation; protein phosphorylation; signal transduction. The record is from RefSeq and is a predicted model, not a curated record. Gene Ontology annotation, molecular function: protein serine/threonine/tyrosine kinase activity; protein tyrosine kinase activity; ATP binding.